AUGGAUGUGUCUGUGGAGGUGGUACCUUGUUCAGUCAGCACAAUCCACGUCAUCAUCAUCAUCUUCCUAGGCCUAGCCACAUUCCUCUCCGCUAUCAAACUCCUGAAACGGUCAGGGAAGUCGUGUGGCCCGUUACCUCCCGGGCCAUGGAAGCUGCCCGUGAUAGGGAACCUGCUCCAGAUGGUCGGGGACCAGCCGCCGCACCGCCGGCUGAUGGACCUGGCCAAGCGGCACGGCCCAAUAAUGCACCUUCAGCUCGGGGAAAUCUCCAACAUCAUCGUCUCUUCCCCGGAAAUCGCCAAAGAGUUCCUCCGAACGCACGACCACAACUACGCGACGAGGCCCAUCUUCCCCGCCGCCAGGAUCUUGUCGUACGGCGGCAGAAGCGUCGGAUUCUCCCCCUACGGCGACUACUGGAGGCAGAUGAGGAAGAUAUGUACCAUGGAGCUACUGAGCGGGAAACGCGUGGAUUCGCUGUUGAAGCCCAUUAUGGAGGACGAGAUCCGGCAGAUGGUCAGAUCCAUCCACCACCUGCACCAGGGAGCUGUCAUGGACUUGAGCCAAACGCUUUACUCGGUGGGGACGGCCAUCAUUUCAAGGGCGCUUUUCGGGAAGUUGCAGGGGCAAGAGGAAGCCUUCUUGCCAGUUCUGCAUGGAAUCGUCGAGGCAUAUGGCGGGUUUGCUCUUGGGAACCUAUUCCCAUCCAGCAACUUAAUACGCCGACUCAGUGGUACUGAGAAACAAGCACACAAGGUUCACGAAGAAGCAGAUGUCAUUCUGGAAGCCAUAAUCGAUGAGCAUGUAGCAACAAGAAAAGCAAGAUCAGCAAAAGCUAAUGAUGAUGACCAAGUAACAGAAGAUCUUGUUGACGUGCUUCUGAAUUUCAAAGAGAGCCAAGGGCUUGGCUUCCCUUUCACCAAUGCCGACAUUAAAGCUGUCAUCCUGGACAUGUUUUUAGCUGGCAGCGACACAUUCUCCUCAACUGUGGAAUGGGCGAUAUCACAACUCAUUAUGCAUCCCGAUGUCAUGAAAAAGGUACAAGCAGAGGUGAGACAGGUUUUCGAUAAAAAAGGAAUGAUCGACGAAGCGGGCCUUCAAGAAUUAUCAUAUCUCAAAGCGGUUGUCAAAGAAAGUCUCAGAUUAUACCCUCCUGCUCCAUUGCUAGUUCGCGAAGGAUUUCAAGAAAGCGUGUUGAUUGCAGGAUACCAGAUACCGAAAAAAUCAAAGAUCAUGAUCAAUGUAACGGCCAUCAGCCAAGAUCCUCGUAACUGGACGGAACCCGAACGGUUUUAUCCAGACAGGUUUAUCGAUCCUUCCAACAAAACUUUUGAUCACAAAGGCCCAAACUUUGACUACAUACCGUUUGGAGGUGGGAGGAGAAUAUGCCCUGGAAUAUCUUUCGGCUCGAUCGUUGUUGAUUUUCUGUUAGCGAGUCUGCUCUAUCAUUUUGAUUGGCAGCUCCCGAAUGGAAUCAAACCUCAAGACCUUGAUAUGUGCGAAAAAUUCGGCUCAGUGGUCACGAGGCAAAAUCAUUUGCAUCUCAUUCCUAUUGCCUACAAACCCUAA
Molecule: messenger RNA, 1566 nt
Organism: Linum tenue
Lineage: Eukaryota; Viridiplantae; Streptophyta; Magnoliopsida; Malpighiales; Linaceae
Source: the annotation of a GenBank genome assembly